UACCACUUGUUUUGCCUCUGCAAGUUUGGAAGAUCCAAAUUAGAAAUGGAUAGGAAUGAGAACCUUUGGUUUUCAGAUGAAAAGGUGGAAGAAGACAACCAAGACACAGCAGCAACUCUGCACCAACUACAAAUUCUUCAGUCUCUUAUUCCCAAUUCUAACAAGACUGAUGCAAGAUCAAUCUUAGAAGAUGCUUCUGAUUAUGUACAAAAAAUUCAGCAAGAGAUGGAGCAAAUUGAGAAAGAAUUAUCACAAAGGUCAGAAGACAAUGGAAGCUCAUCAAGGAGCAGGAGCAGUGGCUCAAGUUCAGCACCCAAGAUACUGAGGGUGGUAACAGAGAAACUGGUAGAAAGCAGAUUUGUGGUGAAGAUCAGUUCCAAUAAGGGUCCGGGUGUAGCUGCUCAGGUGCAGCGCGUCUUGGAGUCUUUGGAGCUGGACAUGGAAAUGACUUCAAUUUCAGUCCAGGAGAAAACUCCUUUUGAGAUGUUAACCACAGCUAUAGUUGAGGUGACAAAAGAGACUAUGACUGAAGAGGAACUCCAUGAUCUUAUAACGAAAGGAGCGGAAAGGCUUGGGUUGUUAGUACAUUAAGUAACCC
Molecule: messenger RNA, 598 nt
Organism: Telopea speciosissima
Lineage: Eukaryota; Viridiplantae; Streptophyta; Magnoliopsida; Proteales; Proteaceae
Product: transcription factor FER-LIKE IRON DEFICIENCY-INDUCED TRANSCRIPTION FACTOR-like
Exons: 4
Coding region: 46-591 (181 amino acids)
Biological process (GO): regulation of DNA-templated transcription
Cellular component (GO): nucleus
Molecular function (GO): sequence-specific DNA binding; DNA-binding transcription factor activity; protein dimerization activity
Source: RefSeq, a predicted model, not a curated record